Messenger RNA from Jaculus jaculus (lesser Egyptian jerboa), 939 nucleotides. Its product is annotated as olfactory receptor 2G3-like. Gene Ontology annotation, molecular function: G protein-coupled receptor activity; olfactory receptor activity. Gene Ontology annotation, biological process: G protein-coupled receptor signaling pathway. The transcript has a single exon. Gene Ontology annotation, cellular component: membrane. The coding region runs from base 1 to 939 and encodes 312 amino acids. Lineage: Eukaryota; Metazoa; Chordata; Mammalia; Rodentia; Dipodidae. The record is from RefSeq and is a predicted model, not a curated record.
AUGCAGGAGCUCAACCAGUGCACCGUGGCAGAAUUCAUUCUGUUGGGCUUUGCCCCCAGCCCCGGGACCAAUCCUCUGCUCUUCACCUUCUUUCUAGUCUUUUACCUGCUCAUCCUUGUGAGCAACAGCCUCCUAAUCACACUCAUCCACCAGGACUCGCGCCUCCACACGCCCAUGUACUUUUUCAUCAGUGUCCUCUCCACGCUGGAUGUGUGCUACACCACCACCACCGUGCCCCAGAUGCUGGUGCACAUUCUCAGCAAGAAGAGGACCAUCUCUUUUAUGAGAUGUGUAGCCCAGAUGUACAUCUUCCUCCUCUUUGGGGUCACUGAGUCCUGGCUUUUCUCCAUCAUGUCUGUGGAUAGGUAUGUGGCCAUCUGCCACCCACUCAGGUACAAGGUCAUCAUGAGCCGUGGGAUGUGCCUCAUCCUGGUGGGUAUUUGUGCAGCCUACGGUGUGGUGGGUGGUCUGUGCUAUACCUUCUUUGCCAUGCAUCUGCCCUACUGUGGUCCUAAUGAAAUUGACCACUACUUCUGUGAGGUCCCUGCUGUUCUGAAGUUGGCCUGUGCAGAUACAUCCCUCAAUGACCUGGUGGAUUUCAUCACAGGCUUCAAUGUCAUUGUGGUCCCACUCUCGCUGAUCGUCAUUGUCUAUGCCAACAUCUUUGCCACCAUCAUGAAGAUCCGCUCAGCCCAGGGGCGGAUCAAGGCCUUCUCCACCUGUGCAUCCCACAUCACUGUGGUCACUAUGUUCGCCAUCCCAUGCAUCAUCAUGUACAUGAGCCCUGGCACUGGCUCCUUAUCCAACAGUGGCAAAAAAAUGGCCCUUUUCUAUAACAUUGCCACAGCCUUCCUCAACCCCAUCAUCUAUAGUCUGAGAAACAAGGAUGUGAAAAGGGCUUUCCUCAAACUAGUGGGAGGGAGCAGGGCUCCAGAGUGA